AUGAGUGUUUAUGUGUAACACACAGCUAGUUAUUUAUUAAUAUAUUAAUGUAAUUAAUGUGUGCAUUUGUUUCUUCACAAAAUAUUUAUAAUUAGACAUUUUCCAUUGACAAUUUUACACGAUCUUUCUAGCUGACGUUAACUUGGGUAGCUAUUAAUUCUGGCUGCUAUACCGUUGGUCUGACAGAAUUACUGCAAAGGGCGAGCCUCCAGUUUCUUAUAUUUUUCAUUCGUAUUGGGGAGUCCUUGAAAUUAGUAAUAAGAAAAGUAUUGUUUAUCCUGAAGCGUGUUAUCUUGUUUGUGUUGAUAGCCACAGCAACCAGAUCAAAACCAUCAAUACUGUAGCCAGCAGGUUAGCUAUAAUAAGUAGCUAACGUUAGCUAGUAUCUCUUGGAGAAAUACCGCAUCCUUAAAACUAGCUCUCUAGAGACAGUACGUAAUGGCCCAAGAAGCGUUUCCUUUGCAUUAUCUAGUGUGGAACAACCAAUACCUUGAGCUGGAUCGAGAAUUACAGAAGAAACAGCAAGAUAUAGAGCGGCUGGACCCGCGGGGACGCACCCCGCUGGAGCUGGCUGUGUGCUUGGGCCACCUCGAGUCCACGCGGGUUCUGCUGAGGCAUUGUGCAGACCCCACGCAUUGCAACUCCCAGGGCUGGACAGUGCUACAGGAGGCGGUCAGUACUGGAGAUCCAGAGCUGGUGCAGUUGGUGCUUCAGUACAGAGACUAUAAAAGAGCAACAGAGAGGCUGGCCGGCAUCCCAGAGCUGCUCAGCAAGCUAAGACAGGCACGGGAUUUCUAUGUGGAGAUGAAGUGGGAGUUCACAAGCUGGGUGCCGCUGGUGUCGAAGGUGUGUCCCAGCGACGUGUACCGCGUGUGGAAGAGCGGCUCGUGUCUGCGGGUCGACACCACCCUGCUGGGGUUCGAGCACAUGACCUGGCUUAAGGGCAGACGCAGCUACAUCUUCAAGGGUGGAGAGAGUGGUGCGGUGGUUAUGGAGGUGGACCACGAGAAGCAGGUGGUGUACACUGAGCCCCUCUCCCUCUCGCCACGAGACGCCUCCUCCCUCCUGGCGGCCAUGUUGCCAUCCCAAGAGAACACGGCUCAACGCCUCACCUCCCCCAUUGUCUCCACCCACCUCAACACCCGCAACAUUGCCUUUGAGAGGAACAAAUCUGGUAUUUGGGGCUGGCGUUCAGAGAAGACAGAGGUUGUCAGUGGCUAUGAAGCCAAGGUUUACAGUGCCAGUAACGUGGAGCUGGUAACUCGAUCUAGAACAGAACACCUCUCAGACCAGGACAAGUCCAGGAGCAAAGGCUCUAAGACUCCGCUCCAGUCAUUCCUUGGAAUAGCAGAGCAGCAUGUGGCUCACAACGGGAGUCAUGUAUCGCAGUGCGCUAGUCCCCACAACCCCACAGCCAUCACCGCAGAGGAGUACUUUGACCCCGACUUCCCUCUGAACAACCGGGAUAUUGGAAGACCUGUGGAGCUUACCAGCAAAGUACAGAGGUUCAAGGCGACCCUGUGGCUAAGCGAGGCCCACCCCCUCUCCCUGGCAGAGCAGGUUACGCCCAUCAUCGACCUCAUGGCCAUAUCCAACGCCCACUUUGCCAAACUGCGGGACUUCAUCACUCUGCGGCUGCCCCCGGGCUUUCCCGUCAAGAUAGAGAUCCCUCUCUUCCAUGUGCUGAAUGCCAGGGUGACCUUCAGUAACCUGUGUGGGUGUGAUGAGCCAGUAAGCUCUGUCACUGUCCACACACCAGAGGGCAGUACUGAGGCCGGGCAGACCCCCCCUCCCCUGCACUGUGAGGUGGACCCCUCCGUUUUCGAGCCCCCGCCAGACUACACCACGCUGGGCCCGGGCCGCAGCGAGCCGCUGAGGGAUGAGGACGACAACCUGCUGCAGUUCGCCAUCCAGCAGAGCCUCCUGGACGCGGGCACAGAGAGUGACCAGGUGACUAUAUGGGAAGCUCUUACUAACAGCCGCCCUGUCUCUCAGACACAUCUAUAUGAGGAGGACUCCCAGCUUGAGAGAGCAAUCCAGGAGUCUCUCUCACUCUCGCUGGCCACCAGCGAGGGAGGGGAGACGCUAGGCUCCGCAGAACCCGCCCAGCUGCAGCCCGUCUCCCCAUCAGACCCUGCUGUCCACUCCCCUCCUGCUUACAGCUCAUUGGCCGAGCCUCGGGUUCCGGGAGCGUUCGCCGUAGCAACCAGCUUUGACGAGCAGUUACGCAUCGCCAUGGAGCUCUCUUGCAGGGAGCAGGAGGAGAUGGACAGGAAGAGGCGCGAGGAAGAGGAGGAGCUGGAGAGGAUCCUGCAGCUGUCUCUCACAGAGAAGUAGCACUGCUGACUGUGAAGGAGGAAGAAGUGGGAGUGGUUUUAACAGGGGAACAAACUAGUUUAUUUAUUAUUUGUGUUUUUUUCUUGAAAUGUUAAAUUAUUAUUAUUAUUAUUAUUAUUAUUAUUUGUUAUAGUGAAGGACACAAUAGAGCAAUUAAUGCAAUACAAUACAAACCCACUGGCUAUUUAAACAGAUACUGCACUAUGAGAGAGUGAGAGAGGGCGAGAGAGAAAAGAAGACGCCUGUAGCACUGAGAAUGUGCAUUGGAUUUCAUGUGUCUGUACUGUAAUACAGAUAAACAGGCAAAGAACAUUGUAUUGCAUGGAGAGCCCGUGAGAGGAAGAUGGUAACAUAAAGACACAAUGACUGACC
Molecule: messenger RNA, 2709 nt
Organism: Megalops cyprinoides (Indo-Pacific tarpon)
Lineage: Eukaryota; Metazoa; Chordata; Actinopteri; Elopiformes; Megalopidae
Gene: ankrd13d
Product: ankyrin repeat domain 13 family, member D
Exons: 16
Coding region: 439-2337 (632 amino acids)
Cellular component (GO): cytoplasm
Molecular function (GO): protein binding
Source: RefSeq, a predicted model, not a curated record